UCGAGAGGGUUUUCUUGCCUGCUGUACUUAUGUAGACGAUCAAUGUCUUGAUAGCCUAUUUAGUGUUUUUUUUUAGUUUUUGUGUAUUCAUCACAUUACAUAAUAAAUCGCUAUCAUCCGACCGGGACCGACCGUCACCGAGUGACACUGUCCGACGGGUAACCAUUGACAUAGUUUUCCUCAGCGAGUGCUGAUAUUUUUUUUUCACCGGAAUCGUUUUAUACUGUUUUCAUUUAACGUUUAAAUAUAUAUAUGCUGAGUUUCAUCCUGGAUAUUAGUUUGUUUUAACGCCAAAUAAUAGACUGUCCAAACCACGAAAAAGUGUAACUUGCGUGAACAUGAGAGGGACAAACGUGUCAACAAUAACGCGAGGAUCUGCGUCUUGACGGUUCUCUUUUCGCGAGCGGCCUCCAGAAUUCUCUAAGGCAGCUGAUGGUUUCUUGAAAGUACAUCUGCCGGGGCAACAAAGUUAAACGAAAACUCCCGAAGUCUGCAACGGCUAAAACCAGCAAGCGGCCCCUUUCUAGAAACCAUGACGACUGCUACGCCCCCCUCGUCUCACACGCCCUCCCCGCAGAAGGUGUGCCAUUCCCAGACGCAGACCGACGUCCUCAAGCCUCUGCUCGGCGCUGGGUCCGGAUCCGGAGGUGGUGGGGUGGCAGGACUGAGCCCGGCGGCGCUUAGGAGACGCAGGCGCGUCCUGUCCAAGGACGGCCGGAGCAACGUGCGCAUCGAGCAUGUGAGCGGCCGCGGCACGCUCUACCUGCGCGACCUCUGGACGACCUUCCUGGACAUGCAGUGGCGGUGGAAGCUCUUCCUGUUCUCAGCCACCUUCGCCGGCACCUGGUUCCUGUUCGGAGUGCUGUGGUACCUGGUGGCUCUGGUGCACGGAGAUCUGCUGGAAUUCAACCCGCCCUCCAACCACACCCCGUGCGUGAUGGAGGUCCAGACGCUGACGGGAGCCUUUCUGUUCUCGCUUGAGUCGCAGACCACGAUCGGCUACGGGUACCGCUGCAUCACAGAAGAGUGCCCCGCCGCCAUCAUCCUCCUCAUCCUGCAGCUGGUCAUCACCAUGGUGAUGGAGAUCUUCAUCACCGGUACCUUCUUGGCAAAGGUUGCUAGGCCUAAGAAGCGCGGUGAGACGGUGAAGUUCAGUCAGCAUGCGGUGGUGGCCAAUCACGAGGGCCGACCCUGUCUCAUGAUCCGCGUGGCCAACAUGCGCAAGAGCCUGCUGCUGGGAUGCCAGGUGACGGGUAAGCUGCUCCAGACGUCGCUGACCAAGGAGGGGGAGACGGUGCGUCUGGACCAGAGGAACGUUGCCUUCCAGGUGGACACCUCCAGCGACAGCCCCUUCCUCAUCCUGCCCCUCACAUUCUACCACGUCAUCGACGACAGCAGCCCACUCAGGGCCUGGGCCGCCAAAGGCGGUGGCUGGACGGACCCCGAGCUGGCCGACUUUGAGCUGCUGGUGAUCCUGAGUGCCACGGUGGAGCCCACCUCAGCCACCUGCCAGGUGCGCACCAGCUACCUGCCCGACGAGAUCCUGUGGGGCUACGAGUUCCCGCCCGUGGUCUCCCUCUCGCCCUCCGGCAAGUACGUGGCCGACUUCGCCUUCUUCGACAAGGUGGCCAAGACCAAGGCGCCGCCCCUCUUCAAGCCGGACUCGUCGUCGCUGUCAUCGUCGACGUCGUCACCUCCGGCCGUGCAGACACUCGGAGGUGGUGGUGGUGGAGGAGGAGGGGGGAGUGGUGGCGGGGUGAGCACGGGGUUGGGGUCGGAGGAGUCUGGGGGGGAUCUGGAGAAGAUGAGACUGGAGGAGAGGUACCGGGAGGAGAGGGAGAGGGAG
Molecule: messenger RNA, 1846 nt
Organism: Engraulis encrasicolus (European anchovy)
Lineage: Eukaryota; Metazoa; Chordata; Actinopteri; Clupeiformes; Engraulidae
Gene: kcnj10a
Product: potassium inwardly rectifying channel subfamily J member 10a
Exons: 6
Biological process (GO): regulation of monoatomic ion transmembrane transport; potassium ion import across plasma membrane
Cellular component (GO): plasma membrane
Molecular function (GO): inward rectifier potassium channel activity
Source: RefSeq, a predicted model, not a curated record